AUGAGUGCGAGUUACUUCUUCCACUGCUUCGCAAUCAUCAUGCAUACGAAUACACGAGCAAACGCAACGUUAAUAAACAUUGUAGCGACUGUAAUGAAUUUUUGCAAUGGUAGUGGUAAUAAUAGCGUGAUACCAAAAGGUACAUUCACUAUUUAUUUGUUACCCCCUUUUUUAUCACUUUCUUUCUCUCAUGUUCAGUUACAGCCACAACGGCGAUAUUCGCUUCAGUGCAGCAAGCACAUUUUACCAAGGGAGCACACGACCGCGUAUAAAAGUGGAAAAAAAAACAAAAAAAAUGGAGGAGAAAAAACAGAAAGGAAAGAAGGAAAGGGAGAAGGAGCAGUUGCGUAUUGGUUUCCACACAAAUCCCCUCCGCAGUGUAUUCGAGUGAACUUAUAA
Trypanosoma brucei brucei TREU927 is the source of this 399-nucleotide messenger RNA. RefSeq lists its product as hypothetical. Bases 1 to 399 code for a protein of 132 amino acids. NCBI's taxonomy places the organism in Eukaryota, Euglenozoa, Kinetoplastea, Trypanosomatida, Trypanosomatidae. The record is from RefSeq and is a predicted model, not a curated record. The transcript has a single exon.